Molecule: messenger RNA, 198 nt
Organism: Rhinocladiella mackenziei CBS 650.93
Lineage: Eukaryota; Fungi; Ascomycota; Eurotiomycetes; Chaetothyriales; Herpotrichiellaceae
Exons: 1
Coding region: 1-198 (65 amino acids)
Source: RefSeq, a predicted model, not a curated record
AUGACCACACCAGAGACCGGUUGGCCCACCAGCACCUCUGUCCCCGAAACCAUCAAACCGCUCCUAAACCGCUUUUAUGAGCUGGGCGAUUCGAAAUCCGCAGAGGCAGCCCGUCGACGAGGCAGCAAAGUCUUUUACCCCGACGGGUAUAUUGUGAUGAAUAAGCGGUCCAUCAGGGAGAACGGAUGGUGGCUAUAA